Molecule: messenger RNA, 1203 nt
Organism: Olea europaea var. sylvestris
Lineage: Eukaryota; Viridiplantae; Streptophyta; Magnoliopsida; Lamiales; Oleaceae
Product: pelargonidin 3-O-(6-caffeoylglucoside) 5-O-(6-O-malonylglucoside) 4'''-malonyltransferase-like
Exons: 3
Coding region: 1-1203 (400 amino acids)
Source: RefSeq, a predicted model, not a curated record
AUGAAAGUCCAGGUUCUGAGUAGGAAGUUGAUAAAACCGUGCAUUCCAACACCUGAAUUUCUUCGUCAUUACACAAUAUCUUUCAUUGAUGAGCUUGCUCCCUCCAUUAACGUGCUUGCAGUUCUCUACUAUUCACCUGGUUUAAUCAUUCAAAAAUUGGAAGAAUCAUUGGCAGAAAUCUUGCCUCAGUUUUACCCACUUGCAGGACGAUACAUGAAGGAUGAUCACUCGGUCGAUUGCAGUGACCAGGGCGCCGCCUUUCUUGAAGCUCAAGUGGAUUGCCAGCUCCUGGAUAUUAUCGGCGCCGGGGCAAAACCCGAGGAGCUAAAUGAUCUCCUUCCAUGCCAAAGCUUUGCAACUGAGGAUGCCACGGAACCACUUCUUGCAAUUCAAGUAAGCAAGUUUAAAUGUGACGGGAUAGCAAUUUCUGUGAGUAUUUCACACAGGAUUGCUGAUGCAUCUUCACUUGGCAUGUUUAUAUCUGCCUGGGCGAAUGCCUGCCGAGGUGACAAUGUUGAGGCAAUUUCUUCACGUUUCAACGGCCCCUUGUUUUUCCCUGGCAAAAAUUUUCCAGCUCCUGAUUUUGGAGAAACAGGGACCAGGGAUCUGGAUGUUCAUAUCCCAGUUGCCAAGAUUGUUGCCAGGAGGAAACAGCAACCUUCGAGAGUACAAGUUGUGUCUGCGCUUAUAACUAAGGCUCUUGCAGCUGUCGAUGCCCAGACAACAUAUGGACAUUCGAGAAAUUUACUUGUCGCGCAGCUUGUUAGUGUUCAGGAAAGAACUGUUCCACCAGUGCCAAAAUAUUGUUUUGGCAACUUAGUGGCAAUAGCAAUGACUGAAUCCACUGCUGCUGAAGUCAAAAACAUGGUUUUUCAGGAUUUUGUUCGUUUGCUGGGUGAUAACGUUGAUGGGCACAAGAUACUCGUGGAUACAAUUGUGGGUUUCAAUAAAAAGUCAGCCAAUAGUGACUUAAACGUCGUCUUGAUUACCGACUGGAGCAAGCUAGGAUUUUAUGAAGUUGAUUUCGGAUGGGGAAAACCCAUGUUGGCAAGUGUUGCAGAUGUGCCCAUCAAAAACCUCGUCACGCUCUUGAAUAGCAAAGGGAGCGGUGGAAUUGAAGCAUGGGUGCAUUUGGAUGAAAAAGACAUGUCUUACUUUGAGCAAGACGAGGAUCUAAAAAUGUUUACAACUUCGUUAGUUUGA